This is a messenger RNA of Perognathus longimembris pacificus (Pacific pocket mouse), 5331 nucleotides long. RefSeq names its product leucine zipper tumor suppressor family member 3 (gene Lzts3). The transcript has 5 exons. Gene Ontology annotation, cellular component: dendritic spine. Bases 1438 to 3450 code for a protein of 670 amino acids. NCBI's taxonomy places the organism in Eukaryota, Metazoa, Chordata, Mammalia, Rodentia, Heteromyidae. Gene Ontology annotation, biological process: regulation of dendritic spine morphogenesis. The record is from RefSeq and is a predicted model, not a curated record.
ACUUCCAGCUUUUUCUGUUUAUGGGGUACUGAGGAGUCGAACCCAGGGCUUCAAUGCAUGCUAGACAAUCACACUACCUCUAAGCCACAUUCCCAGCCCACACCCACAUUCUUGAAGCCCUCCCCUUCUAGAUCAGCUUCUUCUGGCCCUUUUCCUGCUCCCACACUGCCUCCUAAACUUCUGGGGCUCUGCCACCCUAGCUCAGUGCUGGGCCCACCCACACCACCCUUGGAUGCUGACUUCCAGUCUCUCCACCCAGUGCGUGAGAGGUAUUUUUGCUCUUCUCAAAAGCACCUGUUUCUCCCCAAGCAAGCUUCCCCUGUCAUGUUAAGGGUGACACACCAUCCUGGCACCCCAGCCCAGACUCCUACCAAGUCCUCUCCACUAGAACCCUGGCUGUAUGAGGUUUUGCCAGUUCCCCUUUCCCAAACUCUGCCUAGGCCUUCCCACUGGUUCCAGACCUCAGUUCAUUCACCUUCCAUCCUCCUAGUCCCAGCCGCUCUACCUCUUUGUGUAUCCCUGAGGAAACACUCAGGGAUGGUAAGAGAAAGGGGGCAUGUUUAGGGUAGGAAGAAGUUUCAAAGUCUAAAGGUAGCAAGCAGUUAGGACUGUGCUUGCUGGUGGAGGCAGAGCAGGAUCUAGGGAGUGGCAAGAGAGGCCUGGAGCACAAAAUUUAAUGAGACAGCUCUCUCAGGGUGGUAUACCUGUCCACGCUGCACUUCAGUUGUGUCAUAGAUGCCUGUCAUGCCCCAGCCUCAUUCCAGCUUACAUGUGGGACUGGACUGGCCCUAGGGAGGAGGGUAGCAGUUUUUUGCCUUCUCCACACCUUUGAGAACAAAGCUGAGAGAACAGAAUUCUACAAGGGCAGUAGAUCAACCUAGUGGUAAACUUUCCCACCAUCUAGGGCUGUUACUACUCAGAACACACUGAAGGGCAAGCUCCCUUGGUCUGGAGUCUGAUAGGAAGGACACAGCAUUAUAACUGGCAUGAAUGUAGUUCAGAGCACUUGCGGGAAUGCCACCAGGGCCCCCUCACCUUAGAGAAGGGGGGGCUCCCUUCCUGGUUUCUGCUGGGAUUAGGUGCUAGAGUUCUGAAGGGUGACCCCUCUCGUUUCUAACACAUGUAUCCGAGCAUCUAGACAGCAAGUGGCACUGUCUAGUGCCCCCCUCCCCCCCAUCUGCUGUAUUAUGCAGGUUUCUGAGACAGGUGAGGAGCUGAAACUAAAGAACCAGGAAGUGGGGCUUCUGGAAGCCCAGGGGAGAAAACUGCCGUCCAGGAUGACUCGGUCAGCUCGUCCGAAGUCGCGCCGCUGGUUCGGGCCGAGCCCCGACUGCGAGAGUGAGCCCCUUGGCCCCUGCAGACCGGGCCUCCGAGGGUCCCAGGCUUGAGGACCCGUCGGCCCCCCACCCCCUUGGAAAGUGCCCCCCUGGCUUAGUCAUGGCGAAGCUGGAGACACUGCCUGUGCGAGCUGACCCAGGACGGGAUCCCCUCCUGGCCUUUGCCCCACGGCCUUCAGAACUUGGCCCUCCAGAUCCCCGCCUGGCCAUGGGCAGUGUGGGCAGUGGGGUGGCCCAUGCCCAGGAGUUCCCCAUGAAGAGCGUGGGCACCCGCACAGGGGGUGGGGGCAGCCAGGGCAGUUUUCCUGGCCCCCGAGGCAGUGGUGGUGGGGCCAGCAGGGAGAGGCCCAGCCGCUACCCCUCAGAAGACAAAGUUCUCGCCAACUCCCUCUACCUCAAUGGCGAGCUGCGGGGCAGUGAUCACACAGAUGUCUGCGGCAAUGUGGUGGGCAGCAGCGGUGGCAGCAGCAGCAGCGGCGGCAGUGACAAGGCCCCGCCACAGUAUCGUGAGCCUAACCACCCACCCAAGCUCCUAGCCACCUCUGGCAAGCUAGACCAGUGCUCAGAACCACUAGUUCGGCCAUCAGCCUUCAAGCCUGUUGUACCCAAGAAUUUCCAUUCCAUGCAGAACUUGUGCCCCCCGCAGACCAAUGGGACCACUGAGGGACGACAGGCCCCAGGUGGCCUCAAGGGAGGACUGGACAAGUCUCGGACCAUGACCCCAGCGGGUGGGAGUGGAGGCGGUCUCUCAGACUCAGGCCGGAACUCACUCACAAGCCUGCCCACCUAUAGUUCCAACUACAGCCAGCACCUGGCCCCCCUCAGUGCUUCUACCAGCCACAUCAACCGCAUUGGCACUGCCAGCUAUGGUAGUGGCAGCAGCGGUGGGGGGUCAGGCUACCAGGACCUGGGCACCUCUGACAGUGGGCGGGCCUCCAGCAAGAGUGGGUCAUCAUCAUCCAUGGGGCGGUCAGGCCACCUGGGGUCGGGGGAGGGUGGAGGUGGAGGCCUACCAUUUGCAGCCUGCUCACCACCCUCACCCAGUGCACUGAUCCAGGAGCUGGAGGAGAGGCUGUGGGAGAAGGAGCAGGAAGUGGCAGCUCUUCGGCGCAGCCUGGAGCAGAGUGAGGCUGCCGUGGCCCAAGUGCUAGAAGAGCGGCAGAAGGCGUGGGAGCGUGAGCUGGCUGAGCUGCGACAGGGCUGCAGUGGGAAGCUGCAGCAGGUGGCCCGCCGUGCCCAGCGGGCCCAGCAGGGCCUACAGUUGCAAGUGCUGCGGCUGCAGCAGGACAAGAAGCAGUUGCAGGAGGAGGCGGCCCGGCUGAUGCGGCAACGGGAAGAGCUAGAGGACAAGGUGGCCGCCUGUCAGAAGGAGCAGGCCGACUUCUUACCCCGGAUGGAGGAAACUAAGUGGGAGGUGUGUCAGAAGGCUGGUGAGAUUUCCCUCCUGAAGCAGCAGCUGAAGGACUCGCAGGCUGAUGUGUCACAGAAGCUGAGUGAGAUCGUGGGGCUCCGCUCGCAGCUGCGAGAAGGCCGGGCCUCACUGAGGGAGAAGGAGGAGCAGCUGCUCAGCCUGAGGGACUCCUUCGGCAGCAAACAGGCUAGCCUGGAGCUGAGUGAAGGAGAGCUACCCACUGCCUGCCUCAAACCGGCGCUGACCCCCGUAGACCUGGCUGAGCCUCAAGAAGCACUGGCCACUUGUGAGAGCGAUGAGGCCAAGAUGCGUCGGCAGGCUGGGGUGACAGCUGCUGCUUCCUUAGGUUCUGUGGAUGGGGAGGUAGAUGCUGGUGGGGAGAAUGGGACACGGGCCCUGCGGAGGGAGGUGGGGCGGCUGCAGGCCGAGCUGGCAGCUGAGCGGAGGGCCCGGGAGCGCCAGGGUGCCAGCUUUGCAGAGGAGCGCCGGGUGUGGCUGGAGGAGAAGGAGAAGGUGAUCGAGUACCAAAAGCAGUUACAGCUGAGUUACGUGGAGAUGUACCAGCGCAACCAGCAGCUGGAGCGGCGGCUGCGGGAGCGUGGAGCCUCAGGGGGUGCAAGCACACCUACCCCCCAGCAUGGCGAGGAGAAGAAGGCCUGGACCCCCUCCCGGCUUGAGCGCAUCGAGUCCACAGAAAUCUGAUCCUUCACCUAGGCACAUGGCCUUCUGACACAUCCCCUGUCAGAAGGCCAGAGGUCCUAGUAUCCCCUUCCCUCCAUUUCCCUUCCCCAUGUCCCCCACAUCCCCCAUAUCCCCAGACCAAAGAGGUUCUCAAAGCAGCUGUGACCAGGCGCCUCCCUACCCCACCCCCAGCUUUAGCACUGCCCUCAUGGGCAGCCACGUGGACCCUCCUUCCAAGGAGGGCAUGGGGGAAUCAGAGUGCAUGGGUUUGAGGACCCAGGCAGCAGGGAGUGUGCUCCCUUUCUGGGAAGCCCCUUGUUGGAGAUGGAGGCGGCAGGCCUGCAGUGCCAGGAUAUGCCCCAGCCCUUCUGGGGGGUCUGGGAUGCUGCUGUUGGCCACCUUAUGUCCAGUUUCUGUGCUCCUAGGCUGUGCAGCCUGAGGGGGCCUGCACGGGUCUGCCGAUGCUGACAGAUCCUGGGCUCCCAGUCUCUCUCCUUCAUGUGGUUGUUUUUCCCCUCCCCGGGGCAGAUUGGCAGGACAAGAGGGAGCAGAUGGCCUGACUGUGGUUGAGAGGGCUACCUGCCCAGCCCCUCCCCCCAAGGUCUCUUGGGCUCAGGCAUCAGAGCCUGGCCUGGUCCUGAGUGUAUGUCUGUGUGUGUGUGUUAGGGGAGGGAAGGGCUGGGGCUGGAAGCUCAGUGCCCAGGACAGAUCUGCUCUCCUGUUCUUAUGGAAAGGAGGAGCCUUCUUAGCUCUACCCUUACCCUUCUGGCCAGAAUUCCGCAGGGCAAUAGCCCCCCCUACUGCUUGGCUAACCCCACACCCAGGGCCACUGUCCAGCUCAAACAGCUAUUAAGUGCAACCUGCCUCUCAGGCACUACCUUUGCCCAGUUUCUGAGGUCAGAUGAGUGUCUGUGAUGUCUUCCUGUGUCUUCCUUCACUCACUUCCCCCAGCCUCCUGCUUUCACGCUCAGAACAUCAUCUUCCCAGGCUGCCUUUUCCUCCAAGUCUCACCUUUCUUCUAGUAGGAAUUCUGCUUGACCUUUGGUGCACUGCCCACUUCCCAGCUCUACCGGCCCAAGUCUGAGCCCGAGGCCCUUGCUUUUGGGGAGCCAGGGAUGGUUUGAUGUGAUUGCCCCUGAAGAACAAGGCUGACCUGAGAGGAACACUGACCUCUUGGUUCCUUGCCAGGCUCUGAUUUGGCUCAGCAUUUGCCCAGGGAGGCCUGGCAUGGCCAUCAGUAGGGGUCGGGACAGCCAAUGUCACUUCCUUCUCUGGGGUCCUUCUCAGAGUCUAUCUCCCCAAGACAGGAAGGGAAAUUCUAAUUUCCCUUCUAAGAAAGUAAAUUCUAAUUCACCAGCAAUAAAAAUUGGAGGAGGCUUGGCCCUCAGUCCUUGUAUUUCUCUUUUUCACUCUCUCUUCCACCCCCAAGAUUGAGCUUGGGGGGGCAGAGUGGAGAGAGUUGGCAACUACUGUGAGCAAGUCCCCCAGCCCCUGACCAGCCUCCUCCCAUGACUGGUGACUGUUUAAUGAGCUGUGCAACCCCCACAAAAACAGGAGUGCCGCUUUCGUGGCCUCCAGCCCUCUGCACAGCCCCUUCUGGGUGGUCCUCAUCAGGUUUCUGAGCUGGAUGGGAGGCUAUCCUGGCAACCACUGCCUAUUCUAUCCCACUCCUCAUUGCACCUGCCCCAGAACCUGGGCCUGGGCCACGGGGCUGGGAGAAAAGAAGGCAUUAGUAGGAAAACUAAAUAAAAAUAGGAACAGACUCAGCUUUGGGAUGUCCAACCACAAAAUAAAUUAUAUAUAAAUAAAUAUAUAGAAUAUAUAUAUCUACCAUAUGUGAUGGAAAGACUUUUCGUUUUCCUUUCCCAAAGAAAUAAAAUGGAGAAAGCCUCUUGAAUGGCA